Macaca mulatta (Rhesus monkey) is the source of this 5219-nucleotide messenger RNA. It is a transcript of the gene OXCT1, whose product is annotated as 3-oxoacid CoA-transferase 1. Gene Ontology annotation, molecular function: succinyl-CoA:3-oxo-acid CoA-transferase activity. Gene Ontology annotation, biological process: ketone body catabolic process. The record is from RefSeq and is a predicted model, not a curated record. Gene Ontology annotation, cellular component: mitochondrion. Lineage: Eukaryota; Metazoa; Chordata; Mammalia; Primates; Cercopithecidae.
UUUUUUGAGACAGGGUCUUGCACUGGUGUGCAAAGGAGCGAUCUCGGCUCACUGCAACCUCUGCUUCCCAGGCUCAAGCAAUCCUCCUGACUCAGUCCCCACUGCCCACCCCACACCCCACCCCAGUAGCUGGCUAUGGGUGCCCUCCACCACACUGGCUACUUUUUGUGUUUGUUUGUUUGUUUUUGUAGAGAUGGGGCUUCACCAUGUUGCCUGGGUUGGUCUCGAACUCCUGGGCUCAAGCGAUCCAUUUGCCUUGGCCAUCCAAAGUGCUGGGAUUACAGGCGUGGGCCACUGCACCUGGCUAAACAUUUCUAAACAUAAAAAAGCUAUAGUAAAAUAUGUUAUUAUAAUCUUAUGGGACCACCAUCAUAUAUGCUGUCCAUUAUUGACCAAAAUGUUAUGUGGCACAUGACUCUGUGUAUGUACACCCACACCCACACCCACACAUACACAUAUGUAUCAUAAUAUAAUACAAAAAAAAAAAAAACCCAUAAUACAAAGAAAACAAAACAAAAAAAACUUUCCUCAUUGAAUGACUGGAAUCAGACCUUUUGUUUAAAGGCUUUGAAUACAAUUUUCCCAGUUUUUAAAAGUGUGGAAGCUAAACUGUAAGAUUCCACAAAGAAAAGUUUCCAGAAUAUAACAUAUUUGCCAGAAACUGCCUUUCAAAGCAAGUGGAAAAUAUCCUUACUAGUUUAGAAAAGUUCAGAUAUUUAAAAGAAGUAAAAUUUUGCACAUCAAUUAAAAUUGAAGUGCCUUUGUGUAACUAGAAGGCAAAUCAGCAUAUAAGAACUUUUUUGUAAUUUGUAAUCCAAUUUAUUCAAGUCGAGGAGACUUACACAUUAUUUAAAAAGUAUAAAAUGAAGUCAUAGUAAUGAAAAAUACAGUACAGUGUGUUUUGACCAUACAGUAAUGAGGCUGAUUUUCUCAGACGACUUAGUCACAUAACAUGCAACAUUUUAAAUGUGUCUUCCUCAGCCAAGAGCAACAAAGUGAGACCAGCCAAGAGUCAGUCAUAUGACCACCGGCAAAGUUGCCAAUGCAGUUUUUCCAUUUCAUGUGCCCUGUGGAAGUGCAAAAGUGGAAAAGUAGACCCAAUUGGAAUGGGCAAAAGUGGAAAAGUAGACUCAAUUGGAAUGCUAGUUUUUUUUCACAUUGCGUAAGUUAAAGGUACAACAGCUGCUAUAUGCUAAAUUAUCACUAGUUGUGGGACUUUAGUUACAGUACUUGAAUUUCCCCUCACUCCAACUUCUUAAAAUGUGUUGAAAUACCAACCAUUACUAAGUUAGUUUCUCCAAUGUAAUUGAAUAGUCUAACUUGGUAUUUUAGUCCUUAACAGAUUUUGCCUAAAAUUAUAACAUUUACAGGGAAAAAAAGUUCAGAGUUAAAAGAAUACCAUGCAAGGGCAAAUGCUUUUAUGGACAAACUUUGAACUGGAUCUUCACUGUUCAUUACCUUACUGUAUUUGCUAAGGAAGCUAAGAUCUCAUUUAAUUUUUGUGUGCUUUGCUUUGGUUCAAAACUAACAUCACAUUCUCAGAACUUGGUCAGGCCUUAAUCAAAUAAAAUAUUAUUGAGCUUCCACUUGGUCUUUCCAUUCUGCUAAGUGCAAAGACAGUUCUGGAGAAAUCAGUCUUAGCUCAUGUCCUCAAGGAGUUGGUCAAAAGACAAAGGUUGCAGAAUAUGUACGUGCCAUGUCAAUGAACUGCUACAAUGGAAUAAACUUAAAAUAAUGCUAACAUUUAUUGACUCCUCAUAAUACGGCCAGAAACUUUGCAUGAAUUAACUCAUAGAAACGUUAUGACGUUGUAUUAUAAGCUAUCUUAAUUUGCAGAUGAGGACACUGAGGCUUAGGGAAGUUAUCUAACUUGCCUAAGGUUAAAGCAAUAUGCUACCUUUAUGGUUGCAUCUCCUUAGUAAAUCUCUGGGUUGCUCGGACUCCAGUGCGAGAAAGAGCCUAAAAUUUGCAAACUUGGAUGAUGGGGAAGAAAAGGUGUGCUAAAGUCAGGUCACAGAGGUUCAGUCUUAAUCUUGUUCCUCUGCAAGCCUUGUUGCUCACACCUCUUGACCGACAGCUCGAGGCAGGUCCUCACAGCAAACUUACUCUACGUAAGCCAAGGCCAGGUUUGGGAAGAAGGGGCUGAGAAAUGUUAGAAACGUGAACGCAGUCCAGGCGGGAGAAGAGAAGGGGGUUUCGAGGGGUGCCCCUAUGCAGCUCACACACACACACGAAGCACUCACUUGGAAAAGCAACAAGCUUGGUGGGAGGUCCUCCCGCGGCUGGAGGGCCCUGAACCCUAGGCCAAGACUCAUCCACAACCUAGGGGGAGGCGGCCACCAGCGCCCCAUCUAAGCUAAAGGGCUGACAGAAGGGCUGCAGCGGCAAGUGCGCGCCAACACACGCCGGGUCUCGCAUACGCCCAGACACCUGAGGCUCUGAGAGGAACUUCCCGGCGAUCCGCUCAGGCUGCGCAGAGCCUCUUCUCCCCGCCGGGGCCCCGCCCAGCCUCACUUCUUUUAAAAGCAGCAGCCAGCAGCGCGCCAGCGGCGUGCGGCUCGAAAGGCCGGGAGGACGUCAGAGCCGCGCUGUGGAGGCCCCAGCACGCCCCGCUUUCCUUCGCAGUGACUCGGCGGCGCCCAGGACUGCGCGCACCUACACCCAAACGCGCGCUCCACCCGGUAGCCUCCUCCUGCCUCACGGCCCGAAGAUGGCGGCUCUCAAACUCCUCUCCUCCGGGCUUCGGCUCUGCGCCUCUGCCUGCGGAUCUAGAGGAGCCUGGUACAAGGGAUGUGUUUGUUCCUUUUCCACCAGUGCUCAUCGCCAUACCAAGUUUUAUACAGAUCCAGUAGAAGCUGUAAAAGACAUCCCUGAUGGUGCGACGGUUUUGGUUGGUGGUUUUGGACUAUGUGGAAUUCCAGAGAAUCUUAUAGAUGCUUUACUGAAAACUGGAGUAAAAGGACUAACUGCAGUCAGCAACAACGCAGGGGUUGACAAUUUUGGUUUGGGGCUUUUGCUUCGGUCCAACCAGAUAAAACGCAUGAUCUCUUCAUAUGUGGGAGAAAAUGCAGAAUUUGAACGACAGUACUUAUCUGGUGAAUUAGAAGUGGAGCUGACACCACAGGGCACACUUGCAGAGAGGAUCCGUGCAGGCGGGGCUGGAGUUCCUGCAUUUUACACCCCCACAGGGUAUGGGACCCUGGUACAAGAAGGAGGAUCGCCCAUCAAAUACAACAAAGAUGGCAGUGUUGCCAUUGCCAGUAAGCCAAGAGAGGUGAGGGAGUUCAAUGGUCAGCACUUUAUUUUGGAGGAAGCAAUUACAGGGGAUUUUGCUUUGGUGAAAGCCUGGAAGGCGGACCGAGCAGGAAACGUGAUUUUCAGGAAAAGUGCAAGAAAUUUCAACCUGCCAAUGUGCAAAGCUGCAGACACCACAGUGGUAGAGGUUGAAGAAAUUGUGGAUAUUGGAGCAUUUGCUCCAGAAGACAUCCAUAUUCCUCAGAUUUAUGUACAUCGCCUUAUAAAGGGAGAAAAAUAUGAGAAAAGAAUUGAGCGUUUAUCAAUCCGGAAAGAGGGAGAUGAGGAAGCCAAAUCUGCUAAACCUGGAGAUGACGUAAGGGAACGAAUCAUCAAGAGGGCCGCUCUUGAGUUUGAGGAUGGCAUGUAUGCUAAUUUGGGCAUAGGAAUCCCUCUCCUGGCUAGCAACUUUAUCAGCCCAAAUAUGACUGUUCAUCUUCAAAGUGAAAAUGGAGUCCUGGGUUUGGGUCCAUAUCCACGACAACAUGAAGCUGAUGCAGAUCUCAUCAAUGCAGGCAAGGAAACAGUUACUGUUCUUCCAGGAGCCUCUUUUUUCUCCAGCGAUGAAUCAUUUGCAAUGAUUAGAGGGGGACAUGUCGAUCUGACAAUGCUAGGAGCGAUGCAGGUUUCCAAAUAUGGUGACCUGGCUAACUGGAUGAUACCUGGGAAGAUGGUGAAAGGAAUGGGAGGUGCUAUGGAUUUAGUGUCCAGUGCCAAAACCAAAGUGGUGGUCACCAUGGAGCAUUCUGCAAAGGGAAAUGCACAUAAAAUCAUGGAGAAAUGUACAUUACCAUUGACUGGAAAGCAAUGUGUCAACCGCAUUAUUACUGAAAAGGCUGUGUUUGAUGUGGACAAGAAAAAAGGGCUGACUCUGAUUGAGCUCUGGGAAGGGCUGACAGUAGAUGACAUACAGAAGAGUACCGGGUGUGAUUUUGCAGGAGCCACUCUGGAUGGUCCAGUGGGAAAGGGCCUCAGGAAACUCUACCCUGACUCUUGGAUGGCCGACAGUGUGUAUGUUGGAAACACCCUUAUUUCUGCUGACAAACUACAGGAUCCCAAAUGCCCAACACAGCCAUUUUUUUUGUUUUUGGCUCACUCCUAAGCACCAGGAAAAACAGGAUCCGUGGAAAGAGGAAAACUGGUCAUGGCACUGGAGCCCGUGGAGUGGGUCGGAGUUGGGUUUGGAGUGAGAAAGCAUUAGGGUUCAGCAAGACACACUUUAUAUGAAACAUUUGUUAUUGUAUUUUCUUUAAAUGUUAAGACAGCAUCAAUUUUUAAAUGCACUAUGAUUUUGUUUGCUUUCUUAUCACUUAGAAAUUUUAUUGUGUAGAUACUAAGAUUUUUUUAGACUUCUCCUCAGUCCCAGGUGAGUUCACCAAUUACUUCCUGCCCAAGAGUCAUUAAUGGAUGCCUUGUGCAGCUGAUAGGCAUUGCAAGCAGUUAAUGACCCAAGAAAAUUGACCAGUCUUGAAAUCUGUGCAUUUGAAAUCCAGGAGUUUUUAGAGACAGGAGGAGUCAAGCGGUCAAAGAGACAGGGUCAGGGUGAGGAUCAGGUCAGGAGAAGGGUGGAGGUGUGGGGAGCUGGUGCCUGCCUCAGCUGCCCCUCUGGAACAGUAGGGCAACCAGAGGCCAAGGGCACCAAGACAAUUGUAGUGUGCCACCAUUUGUGAGAUGCAUCUCAAAAAAAUCAGAGGUGAUAAAAUGUGGAAAAUUGUUUAUCUUUGCUAAAAUCAGUGAAUUGCAGGGAGUCCUCUCAGGCCUUUCUGAAUUGACAUAAUGUUUAAGAAUAUUUUAAAGCAACAUCUUGUCAUUACAUUCUAUAAUAUACAGCACUGAUUGCAUAGGAAAUGAUCCCUAAGGACCUCUUUCACAAAUAAGAGUUGGUAAUUAUAUUAGUGUGUAUGUAAAUAAAUGCAUAAAAAUGG